AUGUGCGGCCUUCAUACAAUUCUACUCUUGAUUUGCAUUUCUCAUCUCUUUGCUAUUAAUGGCGAAGCUGUUACUCCUAGAGAAACACUUGAGAUAAUCAUAGGUGGUGGUGCUGCGUCUCCAUGGCCACGGCCGGAAUAUCAAGACUGUCCUCCUCCACCUCCACCUCCCCCUCCAUGUCUACCAACACCAAGUACACAACCAUCGCCAACAUUAACACAUCCACCAUCACCAAAACCACCACAUGGACCAUCACCAGCAGGCAUAACGAAAACAUGGGAGGGCAACAAUAUUUGCGGUGAUUACAAAGGGUUCAUUUGCGACAUCGUACCAGAUGUUAACCAAAAGACCAUCUCCGGUGUCAACUUCAAUAACAGGAAUUUGAAUGGCCCAAAUCUAACCCUCACUGAAUUCUUAAGCGGUUUGAAAGAUCUCGCAUUUUUCCAUGCAAAUUCCAAUAACUUCAUCGGCUCCAUCCCCGAAGAUAUCGGCACACUCCGCUACUUAUACGAACUUGACCUCAGUAACAACAAAUUCUCCGGCAACUUCCCCUACCAAGUCCUCCAAGCCAAGAAGUUAGUAUUCCUCGACCUCAGGUUCAACACCUUUUUUGGCGUUGUUCCUCCACAAGUCUUCCUUCUCGGCCUCGACUUGCUCUUCAUCAACAACAACAACUUCAAGCAAACACUCCCCGGAAACCUUGGGUCGACCACAGCGCUUUACUUAAGCCUAGCUAACAACAAAUUCGUCGGUGGAAUCCCUCGGAGUAUUGGUCAAGCUUCCAACACCCUACUCGAGGUUCUUUUCUUGAACAACCAGUUAACCGGUUGUUUGCCGUAUGAGAUCGGACUUUUGAGAAAAUCCACGGUGCUCGACGUUGGAUUCAACCAGUUAACGGGUCUAAUCCCAAGCUCGCUUCAGUGCUUGGAGAAAAUGGAGCUUCUGAACUUGGCUCACAAUAAGUUCUACCGGAUUGUGCCGGAAUCUGUGUGCAGCCUACCAAAUCUAGUGAAUUUCACUGUAUCGUAUAAUUAUAUCAGUCAGGUUGGGCCAAAGUGUCGGAAGCUGAUAACAAGUGGGGUUCUUGAUGUGAAGAUGAACUGCAUUUCGUAUCUCCCGAAUCAAAGAUCGAAAGCCGACUGUGAUCGUUUCUUCUCGAAUCUUCAACCUUCUUGCACCGAUAAAAAAUUUCUGACAUAUAUACCUUGCUCCAAAGGGUAUUCUGGUAAACAGUUGGAGGCCUCCAACGUUCACUGGGCUACUCCUGCUCCUCUAGUGCGAAGUUAUGGUGCUCUUUCGCCACACUAA
Messenger RNA from Lactuca saligna, 1308 nucleotides. NCBI's taxonomy places the organism in Eukaryota, Viridiplantae, Streptophyta, Magnoliopsida, Asterales, Asteraceae. The record is from the annotation of a GenBank genome assembly.